GAGAGAGAGAGAGAGAAAGAGAGAGACAGAAAACGUCAGGACGCGUCUACAAGAUAGUGAUAGGGAACGGUGCGAAAAUAUUAGAUCCGCGUAAACACUGUGUAAACAAACGUUCUGGCCUAUCGCGCCUUAUCUAUCUCCUAUCCUUGCAUCUUCCUUUCUCUGCUCCGAUGCUUCGUUAUUUGACUGCCACUGUCGUUACCAUAGAUUGUUCCAGACACGUGUUCAGGGAGCUGCGAGAGGGCAUUUCGUCGGAUGGAAAGUGGCGUCUAUCCCGCGCGCCACGUUUCUCUACCCAAAUUGGCACCAGGAGUCAACGAGAGUUACAUUUGGCAAAUCCCCGUGUUUUCUCGUGGAGCUCGCCAAUAAAAUUAACGGAUGCCGCCGGCAGGUAUCUCUCGAGGAAGGAAAAGGCAUUUGAAUGACAAUUAAACAAUGUGAAUGCUAAAGCUAAUAGAAAUUAGUGUUGUGUUUAAACGUGUGAGACAUUCCAUAUCAGUAAGGUACACGUUGUGACUUCAUGGACGGUGCACAUCAUGUCUAAUAGUCUAGACAACUUUCUCACACGCAUCGGGGAUGUCACAAUUGAACGCGUGACUCCGCGCGGUGGUUCCAAGUCUGAUGAAGCAAAUAUGAUGACAAGUGAGACUACGACAAGUGCAAACAUGAACGCAGAGCCACACGCGACUAAUGAUGAGAGCUCGGACGAAUCGAGCGGCGAAACGACAGACGGCGAGCAAGAGAAGAAGCUCCAUGUUUUACAAUCCGAGGAAAUAGAAGAGAUACGCUCGGAGGGUUCAGGAGACGAUAUGGAUCUGGACGAGACGAUCGAUUCGCAGAUCGGUGUAAGAAUGGAGUCAGAGAGGCAGCAGCAUCAUCCAUCUCCAGAAGACGACGACGAUGAACAAGUUAACAUUCUGGAUACUUUACCAUUGGAAGGAGCACCUAUAGAAGGUCAAGAAGUAUCCGAAGCCGAUUUGCUAGGAAAACCAAUAUUGAAAGAUUCAGAAGAUGAAGAAAGUAUGGAUAACGAAAAUGAAAAGACAGACGGACAAUCGACGGGCGAAGAAGGCACUGACAGUAACAAGAGACAUGCUGAUUCCGAUCAUUCCGAUAACGCGAAAAAGAAAGCGAAGAAGGAUGAUGGUAGUACUGAAGGUAGUACAUCGGAAUGUGAAUUGAAAGCGGAGAAAAAGCUUGCCAAUAUGCGAAGAAACAUUCGAGAGGUGAUGGACGAGACGCAACUGGACGAAGCCACAUUAUCUGCACAGAGACAGGAGAUGGAACGUCUCAGGCGAGUACAGGAACAGCAGAGGCUUAUUCGUGAGGUACAGCGUCAGAUAGCGAUUAACCGGCAGAAUAAUAAGGCGCAGACGCGCGUUAUCAGCCUCCUGCAGGGCAAACAGAAUCAAGCCAGCACCACUAUGAUCUCGCAAUCGUCUUCCCCGUCGUCGUCAUUUCCGUCGAUGACAUCGUCGUCAUCCACUCAAGUCCGUUUGCCAAAUACCGUGCUGCUAAAAGUGAAUUCUGGUGCCGGCACUGGUUCUCAGACUACUCAGAUGACAAGUGGAAUGCAAGCGGGACAGAUGCAGCGAAGAUCGAUCGACGGUGGAAUGCGUUGGCAAAAAGGUAGAGGUGGCUACCAGGGAGCUCAGACAUCUAUCUCGCGUGUACCGAGCCGUUCCAGCGCGCCCAAUAUGUUGCAGCAGAGGAUCCGCAUGAUGACGCCGUCCGUGAGUAUAUCGCCGGUGGUACCUAAAAAAGAACCGAUGGACCGUACGGAGUACUAUUCCGAUUCCGAAUUGUCCGAUAUGGAAACUGAGGAGGCGAUACGUAACGAGAAACAGAUGCAUGCAACGCGGAAGAUGUCUGGCGCGCCUAAAUACCAGAGACCACCCAAAGGUAAGGACGUGGUAACGAUAUCUAGUUCGAGCGAAAGUUCGGACGAUGAUUGUAUAGUUCUGAGCGAUCCUAGUGGCGAGGAAGAGACCGAUAAUGAGGACGAUCCAUCCAAUUCCGGGAUGCACACCAACGAUCGUUACAACAUUCCAGACGAGCACGGUCGCGUACUGAUCAACGUGGGUCAUCCCGAAACCGAGCCGGAUGUGUUUCUGGCGCCGCAAGUGGCUCGCAUCAUCAAGCCACAUCAGAUCGGCGGCAUACGUUUCCUUUUCGAUAAUAUCAUCGAAACGAUUGAAAGGUACAAAACCAGCAGUGGUUUUGGUUGUAUCCUUGCCCAUAGCAUGGGUUUAGGUAAGACUCUUCAAGUCGCCAGCUUCUGCGACAUUUUUUUUCGAUGCACCACUGCCAAGACUGUUCUGUGUAUCAUGCCCAUAAACACGCUCCAAAAUUGGUUAGCGGAGUUCAACAUGUGGUUGCCGUAUGAAGAUCCCACUGUUACUGCUGAAAAACAAUCCAAGGCGACAAAUGUCAAAAUGGAGCCAGGGAUGGAUGUGAAGCACGAAGUGAAAGAGGAGAGUUGUGGCAAUCAAAGCGACAUGUCUAAUAUGUCACGACCUAUUAGCACAGAAUCCGCGCAUCGUUUCGGUCAGGAUGUAACAGUUAAUGCGUCGCAACAACCAAUGAAUAUCAUGCCAGAGAAUCCCUAUGCGAAUCCCCAUCACGGUUACGAUCAACGCAAUAUGAUGCCGAAUUACAUGCAAAAUCCUACUAUGAUGAAUAAGAAUAUGGCUGAGCCUCACAUGCCGCAUAUGCCACCAAGUUAUCAUCAGAACGAGAUGCCACAGAAUCCGAUGUAUAACACGAAUCCAAAUCCGCUUUCCAAUUUCCCUGAUCCGAUGAACUGCCAUGGUAUGCCGCCUGGACAGAAUAUGCCGGGGCCAAAAUCCGGUAUGGAGAAUCAAGCCACUGGCAUUAUGUAUCCUGGCAUGGAAAACCGACCGCAGGGUAUUCCCAUGUAUCCCGAUAUGGAGAAUCGAAAUGUACCACCGAUGUAUCCAAGUAUGAGUAAUCAUCAUCCCGGUUCGAUGCACCCAAGUUAUAAUAAUAUUCCCGGUACUUUUGCGAGCUACGGCAGUCAAACGAAUCAAGAAUUAGAACAGGAACCGAAAAAGGAAAACAUACUACCAGGAGGAAUGUCACUUCAUAAUGCGGAAGUGAAUGUGAAGAAGGAACCAGAAGAGAUGAUUAAAAAAGAAGAAGGCACAUCAACAAUAAAGGAGGAGUUAGUGGACGAAAAGAAAGAAACAAUAGAGAAAGUUAAAACGCCGUUCAAUGUGGAUGCGCCUAUCGGCAUGGAAGUACGCCCGAGGCAUUUCCGUUUGCACAUUCUGAAUGAUUCACAUAAAACAAUGACCGCAAGAGCAAAGGUGAUCCAAGAAUGGCAAUCGACCGGUGGUGUUUUACUGAUAGGUUAUGAAUUAUACAGACAGUUGUCUCUAAAAAAACCUAACAAAGCAAAGCGGAAACGCGGUCAAUCCUUUAAAGAUACUGUGGACGUAGAGGAGGAGGAUAAAAAUAAAGGCUUACUCGAUGAGAUGCAUUCAGCUUUGGUGAAUCCUGGUCCAGAUCUGGUGAUCUGUGAUGAAGGUCAUCGGAUCAAGAACUCGCAUGCGAGCAUUAGCAUGGCAUUGAAACAGAUGCGCACAAAACGCAGAAUUGUACUAACUGGUUAUCCAUUGCAGAACAAUCUGUUGGAAUAUUGGUGCAUGGUAGACUUUGUGAGGCCUAAUUAUUUAGGCACAAAGAGUGAAUUCUGCAACAUGUUCGAGAGGCCGAUACAGAACGGUCAAUGCAUUGACUCGACACCGCAAGACAUACGCUUGAUGCGAUAUCGUGCGCAUGUAUUGCACGCUUUAUUGGAGGGUUUCGUACAGAGGAGAUCUCAUUCUGUUUUGCAAAUAUCGUUACCACGCAAGGAGGAAUACAUUCUUCUCGUUAGGAUGACGCCUCAUCAACGCAAAUUAUACGAUACGUUUAUGAAUCAAGUAGUGAAAACGCGCGCAGUACCAAAUCCGUUGAAAGCUUUUGCUGUAUGUUGUAAGAUAUGGAAUCAUCCAGAUAUUCUGUACUAUUUUCUCCGUAAGCGUCAAGCGAACGAGGAAGAUGAUUUGGAUCUGGAAGAAACGAUAGGAGAAAAAUCUACAGCAGGUGGCAAGAAAUCUAAAGCGCGUCAACCGAAAGGGGAAUCCAAGAAGUCCAAAAAGAGAGAAACAACGAUAAAAAAUAAACCUGCAGCUAGCGUACAACCAAAUGCUUCCUCAUCGUCUAGCAAUGAUAAUGCAGAAGCCGAAAAUGCUCAUAACACUCCAAAACAAAAUAAUUACACUAAUUACUCGAUGCCAGUUUCCAACUCAGGAUACUCCACCAACACUAUGCCCCAAGGAUCUUAUCCUCCUCAUGGUUAUCAGAACUAUCGUCCGAAUGAUCAAAACACAUAUUAUAGGAACGAUAAUAAUAAUCACGGACAAUAUAAUCAUGGAGAGUUUUAUAAUAAUCAAGAACAGCAAAGGUAUAGCAAUCAACCAUUUCAAUCAUAUACUCAAGCAUCAACAGGCUACAACACAUCGCAAGGAUACGCUAAUCAGUCACAGAAUUAUAUGCAAUCGAAUGACCAAUCCGCGAAUCAUUCUCAGAGAUACGGAAAUACAGCUGCUGGAUCCGAUUUCAGAUCAGAUCAGAAUCAAGGAAAUAAUUAUGAAGCAUCAGGAAUGUUUUCACGGCAGAACUAUCCCUAUCAGGAGCAGCAGCGCAAUUAUACACCAAAUUUAAAUCAAGGGCCUAAUAAUUAUCCUCAAGUCUCCAAUCAGCCUUCCUUUCAGUCUCAGAUGCCAAAUCAGUCCACAAAUAUGUCGGAUUACUCGUCGUAUGCCACAAAUCAGAAUCAAAAUUAUACACCGACGCCAGCGCCAACGCCAGCUCAGACAAAUCCGAUAUAUUCGCGGAAUGAUGCACAACCGUUGCAAAACUCGACGAUGGGAUAUCCAGCAUCUCAGCAAGGACAGCCACCGACGGCCCAAACGCAAACUACCGGCUACAUGGUACCGCAGCAGAAUCAGAAUACAUCGCCCGGUCAAAAUCGUGGCUUCUCGCCGAAUCAACAGAAUCAGAAUCUUGGUUUGCAGAAUCAAUCUCAUCCAUAUACAAAUCAGCAACAGCAAGGUGUACCUCUUCAGAGUCAGACGCAUGGUUAUCCUGCGCAAAUGAAUCCAACUCCCCCGCAGAAUCAGCACGCAUUUAAUCCACAAUCGGGUCCGAUGCCACAGACUCCAUCUCACGGAGCUCCAUCUCAUUAUAUGCAACCGAACCAAUCGAAUCAAGGGUCUAUGUCACAGGGUCCCAUACGCGGCUACACUCCGGGGCCGCAAGGUCAAAUAGGCAUAGCACAGAAUCAGAAUCCCAAUUAUCCGGCCAAUCAACCUACGCAGAACGUUAACACGCAGACGCACAGGUAUCCUCCGGAUCAACCAAAUCAGGCAUCAAAUCAGCAGAAUGCGGUUCACGGUUACAGUCAUCAUAUGAUGUCCCAAUCCGCACCUACUAAUCAGGCAGGACAGUAUCCUCAGCAGAAUCAGCCAAAUCCGGUGGUGCCACCAUCAAAUCAAACUCAUCCUGGUUAUCCAUCGAAUCAUCCAAACACAGGUGCGAUGCCGCAGACUCCUGCACAUCGAUAUGGCACCGCGCAACAAGCACAAGUAGCACAGAAUCAACCUAUGACAUAUCCAUCGAAUCAGCAACAGCCUAAUCAGCCUAAUCCAUCGUUGAGUCAGAACGAUCAGCUCUAUUCCAGGCCAGAUGCGACGGUAUCGCAACAAACGCAAGGUUACGCUCCGACUGCGAACGAAUUUUCAAAUGAUCGUUCGAGCGUAGGUUCUGCCGGCAAUUCUGGCAAUAAUUAUACAACCAACCAAUCGCAAACGCAAAACCCCGUUAUGCCGAAUUAUCCGUCAGAUGGCUCGCACCAAAACCCAGUGGUUGGACAGAUGAAAGGUGCGGAGGAACCCUACUACAUGCAGCGUAACUAUCCGCAGACAUUCCGAUCAGAUCAGCAAUGCAACGAUUCGUAUUAUAGAGAUCAGAUGAAUCCUGGCAUGAACCGUUACCCGAAUAAUUAUUUCCCGCCGCAGAAUUAUCCAAAUCAGUAUGAUUACGCAACUGGUCACGGUACGGACAUGAAUCCUCGUCCCGACGAAUCCAAGACUUCUCAGCAGUCUGGACCUCAUCCUCCCGGAGCACCGUGUGACAAAAGCAACAAAGACAUGACAUCCAGCAUCGGUGUGCAGAGUCAGCCGUUGCAUCAGAACAAUCUUACUGGUGCGUCGAACUACACCGAACCGAAUCGCCAAAGUUCGGCGACUCCCGCGCCUAGAUCGGGAUCGGGUAUUAACCCGGUACACAGUCCGCGAUUGAAUCAGAAUGAAUCAUCGAAGGAAGAUGAGAGAGAAAAGGAAGAUCAAUUAGAGAAGGAUAAAGAAGACAAAUCUGAUGAUGAGAUCCUCACGAAAGAUGAAGAGAAAGAUUUCUCCAAGAGUUCUCCUAGUGGGAAGGAAGAUCCUGGAAUUCCAUAUGACUGGGCAACAGAAUUGAUGAAGGGCUAUGUACCUGGUUUAAUUGAUGCAUCUGGGAAAAUGACGCUCUUCUUUUGCAUCCUCGAGGAAGCUAUUAAAUUGGGAGAUCGCGUUCUUGCAUUCUCGCAGUCACUGUUUACAUUGAAUCUCAUAGAAGACUUCUUAGCGCGGAAUAGCUUAAAAUAUCCAGAUGGUCAAACUGAUGCUUGGAUUAAGAAUGUAAAUUAUUAUAGAUUGGAUGGGAGCACUAGCGCAUUAGAGCGAGAGAAACUGAUUAAUGAAUUUAAUAAUAAUCCAAAAAUUCAUCUGUUUCUCGUUUCGACGCGGGCAGGUUCGUUAGGUAUCAAUCUUGUCGGUGCAAAUCGCGCAAUUGUAUUCGAUGCUUCUUGGAAUCCCUGUCAUGAUACGCAAGCUGUAUGCAGAGUCUACAGAUAUGGUCAACAAAAGCCUUGCUUCGUUUAUCGAUUGGUCACCGAUAACUGUCUGGAAAGGAAAAUUUAUGAUCGACAAAUUAGUAAGCAAGGCAUGGCGGAUCGUGUGGUCGAUCAGUGUAAUCCUGAUGCGCAUCUUUCACUAAAGGAAGCAACAACGUUAUCAUGGGAUUGGGAAGAAGAUAGUCAAAUACAAGACUUCUCACAGAUUAAAGACAGUUAUACAGACGAAGUUAUGCAUUGUGUAUUGGAACGUUAUUCUUCGUUACUUACUAAACAACCGUUUCAUCAUGAAAGUCUACUCGUUGAUAGGAAGGAUAAAAAACUUAGUCAAGCUGAGAAACGACUGGCUCGUCGUGGUUAUGAGCUUGAAAAGAUGGCAGCUAAUUGUUCAAGACCCAAUUAUAAUUAUGUUCCCGGGAAUACAGCCACUCGAGCAAGCGGAUUACAAAUCAGAGCAAUUCGCGGUGGCGAUGGUAGCGCUACGCCGAAACCCGUUGCAUCUGUUAGACCUAUGCAACAACGAGGAGCUGAAGGAUUAGGUCCAAGAAGUGUUACUGGCAGCAGAUGGAUUCCAGCAGAAGUAUGGCAGAGGCAAGGAAUGAGCGCGCAAGAGAUGACACUACCUUUAGACGUAGUUAUACCAACUAAUUCUCCAGACAAGGGAAGUAUUGUUUUGAAAGCAGGUCAAAGAGUAAUGGUAUUGAAGAGUCCAAAAGGCAUUUACAUGCAGCUCGAAUCCGGCAAAAUCAUUGCAAUUCGUACUGCACUUAAAUUGAAUCAACAAAAACGAGAAGAAGAACCAAAGAAAGUGUCUUCGAUGAUACAGAGAAAUCCCAAGCCUGAAGUUGGUUUUCCUUUACGGAACAAUUCGGCUAUUUCCAUAAUACCCAAAUCAUCAUCGAGUAAUCAGACUAGCGGUCGACCUCUCAAUAAACCAUCACCAAGUCCAGGUUACAAACCGUUCGGUGAUAAGGAAAUCUCUAAAAGACCUAAACCAGUUGCUACAGCAACUGCCAAACCUUACUUGAGUCAAGUAAACUUGACUAACCAGGUUUCUCUAUCAAGAUUACCCAAAGUCAAACAAGAGCCGAUGGAUCACUCUACCCUAGGAGACAACUCCAACUCGUCCGACGGUCAACUAAGAACCGAGCAACGCGUUGAGGAAGUCAGAUUGGAAGAUGUAGUGGCUGAAGUGAGCUCGAAUACCGAGUAUAGUCCCUCUAAUCACACCCGCACUACUAAUUCGGAUACGGAUACGUCUCUACCAAAACCUUCCUCCGAGGAAGGCACUCAGGUUUACACGCCCGACACCGUCUCUCUUACGCAAAGCGUCCAAACGCAACAUGAUCAGUCCGAACCUGAAAUGCCACCGACUGCUGAUAAACAAUGCUCGCCCUCGGAGAAAGAACCUUCUAAACCAGAAACAUUAACAAAUUAUGGUCGUCCCUUCCAUAGUCAGGCGGAGAAACGAGAAGCUUCCAAUGACGAUAUCAUCAUAGAGGAAUCAUCUCAAGUGCAAACGCAGAUGACACCACAAGUUGCAACACAAACACAUGUGACUGUUCCUAGUCCAAUGUCGUCUUUGUUGACGCCACAACCGGUACCAUCAGCCAUGACGGUACCAUCAACAAUACCAGUACCAUCGACUAUGACGAUACCGCCAAGUAUACCAGUAUCAUCAAGUAUGCCCCCGAAUAUACCACCGAAUAUGCCGAUGCCGUCGAAUAUGCCGCCAAAUUUACCACCAAGCAUGUCGGUACCAUCAAGUAUGCCAUUGAGCAUACCAUCGAGCAUACCGGUAUCAUCAAGUAUACCACCGAGCAUGCCAAUAUCAAACAUACCACCGAACAUGCCAGUAUCAUCAAGCAUACCGCCGAGCAUGCUGAUAUCGUCGAAUGUACCACCGAUAUCUUCAAGUAUGCCAUCCAGUAUGCCAUCAAAUAUAUCAUCGAGUAUGCCGUCGAAUAUGCCAUCAAGUAUACCAAUAACAUCAAGCAUGUCGCCGAACAUACCGUCGAACAUGCCGAUAUCAUCGAGUAUGCCAGUAUCGUGUGUACCGGUACCAUCUGCAAGAGUUCCAGAAACAUCUAAAAGUAUCGCUGAUUCGAUGACUAACGCAACAUCGACUGCAUCGGUAUGCACCAGCGCCAAUAUUACUUCUCCGAAAAGCGCCGAGCCAACUCCAAGCAUGCGAGACAACAUAAUUCAGAGUGAUCCGACGCCGAGUUUGCCUCAGGGAUAUCCCUAUGCACAGUAUCCGAGAUAUUACGAUUACGGCGAUCCGCGAUCUCGCUCGCUAUCUAAUCCUUAUGGCACUUAUUUCCCUGGCGUUCCACCACACACGGCGAAUCCCAGCAGUAGACUGCCAGUAGACACGACGAAACCUCAACCGGACUUAGGCAAGCCUAUGGACGAGAGGAACGUGAUGAAUGUGCCUACCGCUUACUCUUCUCAAAUACCGAGCAUUACUGCCAAAACAUUAACGAGCAACUCCGCGACGGAGUCUAAGAGUACGGACACUACAACAGCGACUACGACGGUGGCCUCUUCAAGCAGAGACGAAGCGCAUAUUCCUACAGCAUUUAGUCAUCCUACUAGCACACGGUAUCCGGGACCGUAUCCACCGGGACCAUACGAUCCGUACUCGCAGCAUUAUCCACCGGCACCAGGCUCUUCCGCAGCUUAUCCUCCAGGUGGAGCACCAGGUUAUCCAGCAUAUGGUGGGCCCAGCUACAACACGGAUUAUGCCCGCAUGUAUUCGGCGUUCCAUGGUCCGCCACCCCCGACCGAUCCCUAUAUGCACAGAGGAUACGCUCCUCCCUCUUCACAUCCCCCUAAUUACUAUUCACCAUUCCCACAUCCUCCGCCGCCCUAUCCCAAUUAUUCAUUCCUGCCGUAUCCGAAUCCGAAUAUGUCCAGCGAGCCUCAACCACCCACUCAGUAGAGAAGUAACGCGGCUAAGAUACCUUUGGAUUAGUGGCCACGAAAUGCGAGAAAGUCGCUGCAGAGACUCAAAGCCGCGUGUUUGUGAAGCUUAAUAGACUGAAAUUGCAAAACGCAUCGAUGUAAAUAUUUAGUCAGAAAUAUCGAGAUAUUAAAAGGAUUUUUGAUGGCAGGUACUCGAGUACUUUGCAAUAUCGAUAUGUCAUGAAGGACGAGCGUGAUCGCCGUCAUCAUUGAACCGUGCAAUCUGUUGAAAUGUUCAGAAUAUUUUAACUGUCGACGCCGUUCUUGCGAUGCGUUUUUGUUCACUAGUUAACUUCAAGAAAAUGUACUCAUCAAGCGGUACAAAUCACUCCUUUGUUUGAUCCUCCAGUCUCAUUAGAAUGGCAUCAAAUGAGAUUUUGUACGAAUGCUUAGACUAUGCAAUUUAGAUUACAAUAUGUUUCAUACUAUAACUAAUUGCGUUCCUCGUGACUUUUUCUACUUUUUGUACUUGCGCGCUGUGCUUCGUCAGAUUAGCCUUUUAUCAGUAGCUUCUUAACGUUGAAAUUAAUAAGUUGACGCAUAUGAUUCUGGAAUGAUUGAAGGAGGAGUAAAUUGUACCAUCUGAAUGGAGGGAAGGAGCGCUGUAUACUAUCAUUUAGCUUCACGCGUUACAUUCAAUCACUUAGCUUAUUCUUGUAUAUUUUGUAUAUUUUCGUAACAAAGAGGGGGAUAGUCAUUGAUGACGAUGAAACAAAAUUCUCGUAUCAAGUAUACUUAACAACGUCCAUGACGCGUGCAUUUUCAAUUCGUGAAAUUCAAGAAUUAACACCAUGAUUUACGACAAUUUAUGAGAUUUUGCAUUCAUAUCUUUUUCUCAA
Messenger RNA from Pogonomyrmex barbatus (red harvester ant), 10767 nucleotides. RefSeq lists its product as uncharacterized. NCBI's taxonomy places the organism in Eukaryota, Metazoa, Arthropoda, Insecta, Hymenoptera, Formicidae. Gene Ontology annotation, molecular function: ATP binding; ATP hydrolysis activity. Gene Ontology annotation, cellular component: nucleus. The record is from RefSeq and is a predicted model, not a curated record.